Propithecus coquereli (Coquerel's sifaka) is the source of this 2931-nucleotide messenger RNA. RefSeq names its product dehydrodolichyl diphosphate synthase (gene DHDDS). Gene Ontology annotation, cellular component: dehydrodolichyl diphosphate synthase complex; endoplasmic reticulum. The record is from RefSeq and is a predicted model, not a curated record. NCBI's taxonomy places the organism in Eukaryota, Metazoa, Chordata, Mammalia, Primates, Indriidae. Bases 126 to 908 code for a protein of 260 amino acids. The transcript has 7 exons. Gene Ontology annotation, molecular function: ditrans,polycis-polyprenyl diphosphate synthase [(2E,6E)-farnesyl diphosphate specific] activity. Gene Ontology annotation, biological process: polyprenol biosynthetic process.
UCAGGUGCUGGUGGACUGAAGGGGUGAGCGAGAGGAGAGAGGGGUGACCGGGCGGGAGGCGGCUGCGGCAAAGGUUACCUGGCCCCUGUCUUGUUCUGUGGUGAUCUUCUGAUUGGGCAAGAACUAUGUCAUGGAUCAAGGAAGGAGAGCUGUCACUUUGGGAGCGGUUUUGUGCCAACAUCAUAAAGACUCUGCGCUGGUGUUUGAACCUGGGCAUCCUAGAGGUGACAGUCUACGCGUUCAGCAUUGAGAACUUCAAACGCUCCAAGAGUGAGGUAGACGGGCUAAUGGACCUGGCCCGGCAGAAGUUCACCCGCUUGAUGGAAGAACAGGAGAAACUUCAGAAGCAUGGAGUGUGUAUCCGAGUCCUGGGCGAUCUGCAUUUAUUGCCCUUGGAUCUCCAGGAGUUGAUUGCACAAGCCAUACAGGCCACUAAGAACUACAACAACGAUAUCUCUGAGUCUCUGCUCGAUAAGUGCCUCUAUACCAACCACUCUCCUCAUCCUGAUAUCUUGAUACGGACAUCUGGAGAAGUGCGACUGAGUGACUUCUUGCUCUGGCAGACGUCCCACUCUUGCCUGGUGUUCCAACCUGUUUUGUGGCCAGAAUACACAUUUUGGAACCUCUUCGAGGCCAUUCUGCAGUUCCAGAUGAACCAUAGUGCACUCCAGAAGGCCCGAGACAUGUAUGCAGAGGAGCGGAAGUGGCAGCAGCUGGAGAGGGACCAGGCGGCAGUGACAGAGCAGCUGCUGCAAGAGGGGCUCCAGGCCAGUGGGGACGCCCAACUCCGACGGACACGCUUGCACAAACUCUCAGCCAGACGGGAAGAGCGAGUCCAAGGCUUCCUGCAGGCCUUGGAACUCAAGAGAGCUGACUGGCUGGCACGUCUGGGCACUGCAUCAGCCUGAGGGAAGCUGGCCACCUGCCACUUUGCCCUGCCCUCUGCUCCAAGGCCCCACUCCCCUUUCUUUUCUUGGUGAAAGGCACCUCCCUCCUGAUAAUGAAUUGUGUUCCCUUUGCUUGUCAGGGGAGUCCCCCCACCCCCAACCAGGUCUGCUGGCCAUGGAUACCUUUGGGUUGCCUGGGACAGUGGCCCCUGGGGAGGAUUGAGGGUGAGAUCUCCCACAAGUACACUAAACCCAGCUCUGGUCAUCAGUUUGGAAAGCAGGGGAUACCAACUCAUCAACUGCCUGUGCUCCUAGAUGCACUUUCUCUUUCCACCAGCACAUCCUUCAACACACAAUUUCAGGGAAGAGGGCUCCCCAAAACCAUAGCCCUUUACCCAUCCAUCUUAGCCUUCCACUCAACUUUCACAAAAGAUUGGGCUCUACCUUGGAUCUGCUGGUAAAUAACUAAUAGGCAGCCAGUUAUUUGGGCAAGGAAGAAACAGGAGGGAGAGACAGAAAGAAAAUUUGCCCAUCUGCUGCUCCUCCCCUUGGCUCUCCACCUGGGAUUUGCUAUUGAAUCUCUACCCCCUCCCACCAUGCAGUACUGAUUGCUCACUGAAAGGCUCGGCGCCCCCAGUGGUUCGUGAAAGCCAGGCGGGUGAUUACAAUCCAAUUACCUAUUGUCGACUCAGCCCACACAAGCUUUUCUCCUCUUGCGGGGCAUAGGACCAGGCUCCAUUCCCAAGUGAGACUGGCCCCCUCCAUGGUACAGGGUAACAGAAGGACCUGUAGGCCCUGGUGACUCUAAUCCAGCACAAGCCUUCCCUGUAACACGUCAGGGUUGAGCAGAACCAAGCACUUCUUCAACUGACUCUGCCUCCUGCCUUCAACCAUCUCCAACUCUGAUUCCCACCUCCAGUCUUCAAGGUUUCUCUCAGCUUUUUGACCUGGCUCCCUCAGUAGGCUCCGAGACGAUUUGUUCUCAGCAUGGCAAAGCUUGUUCCAGGCCCUCUCUGCUUGUGAGGGUCAAGGCUGUGUCCUUUCCCUUACCUCCCUGUCAGGCCUUGCUGCAGAGCUGCUGAGAGGAUUAGUGCCUUUGAAGAGCUGUCUGCCUGAGCAACUCAGCUUCAGGUGCCCCACAGCAGCAAGUACCAGCCUAACACCAACCAGACGCUGCUGCCUUCAGUCUUCCCAUUUUACUUUCCGGAAGCUGUUUCCCCAGCAUCUCCCUCUAGGGGAGGGGUGGAAUCUUGCAAGCAAUGUUAAGAGCCUACUUUUUAGACCCUUAACUUUCCUAUACCCCAGAUCCCCCUCCCUUUUCUGUGCCUGGAUACCUCGUGUUAGAGACCCCUUAGCCAUCAUCCCUGCUUCCAGAAUCAAGUAUAAAUGCCAGACACUGCGAUUGAGAAGCCAAUCAGUGCACCCUUUGGCAAACCCCUCCUGCACACCUGGUGCUCCCCACUACCAAUCCCUGGCACAGGGUUCCUGGAGAGCAGGUGCUGUACAUUUUCCAGCUUUACAAUGGGGCUCUUGACAGCCUUAAUUAGGGAGGCAUGAAUUAUGCGGCUGUAAUGCAGAGCCCUACAAUUAAGGCGGGAAUGAGGGCUGGAGGCAGCAAAUGGAAUCUGCCCUGUGAGUGUGGCUAUUGAAUCCUUUCUCCUUUCUGUGUCUGACUUUCCCUAAUAUGAUUGAGGUGCAGUAGAGGUGAUUAUUGAGGCUGGUAUCUUUGGCCUGAGGUCCUGUAUUCUGGGAAAGGUGCACAGGGUGGAGUAGAGAAGAGCUGCCCCAGGAGGCGCUGUAAGAGUGGAAAGCAGAGGCAGAGAGGCCAUUGUCAUCCAGAAGCAGGGGUUGCAAAAUAUUAGGUUGACUUGAACUCGUUGUGGUUGCUUUGUACCAGUAUAAUUUGUACAAACCAGCUUCAACCCUUCCCUUAACAAACCAGGUGGGAUCCAUGUAAGUGUCUUCCCACCUGUAAGCCAAACCCCCAUUUGAGGGCAUUUAUGCUAUUGUGUUCUCCUGGGUCUCAAAUAGAAUUUUUAAGAUU